GCUGGGACCCUGCGCUGGUCUGCAGGGGCCGGCGGGUGCUGGCCAGCUGCCGCCAUGCCUGCCUCGCUGCUGUGGGCCGUGGACCUCUUCGGUCGCGUGUGCACGCUCUCCACCGCGGGCCAGUGCUGGGAGCCCUGCCGGGACGCGCAGCUGGAGUUCAAGCGCGUGAGCGCCACGCGGCACUGCUGCUGGGGCAUCGCCGCCGACAACCAGGUCUACCUGUACGUGUGCGCCAGCGACGUCCCCGUGCGCCGCCGGGAGGAGGCCUACGAGAACCAGCGCUGGAACCCCGUGGGAGGCUUCUGCGAGAAGCUCCUGCCCAGCGACCGCUGGCCAUGGAGUGAUGUGAGUGGGCUCCAGCACCAGCCGCUGGACGGGGUGGCGCUGCCCUCACCCCACUGGGAAUGGGAGUCAGACUGGUACGUGGAUGAGAACUUUGGCGGGGAGCCCACCGAGAAAGGGGGCUGGACGUAUGCUGUCGACUUCCCGGCCACCUACACCAGGGACAAAAGGUGGAACUCCUGUGUGCGGCGGCGGAAGUGGAUCCGGUAUAGGAGAUACAAGUCCCGGGACACUUGGGCCAAGAUCCCAUCAAAGGAUGACCCCAAGGAGCUCCCUGAUCCCUUCAACGACCUCUCCGUGGGUGGGUGGGAGAUCACGGACGAGCCUGUGGGCCGCCUGUCGGUGUGGGCCGUGUCUCUGCAGGGAAAGGUGUGGUACCGAGAGGACGUCAGCCACCCCAACCCUGAGGGCUCUUCCUGGUCCCUCAUGGAGACGCCGGGGGAGGUGGUGCAGAUCAGCUGUGGGCCCCACGAUCUGCUGUGGGCUACGCUCUGGGAAGGCCAGGCCCUGGUCCGGGAAGGCAUCAGCAGGCACAACCCCAAAGGAAGUUCCUGGUCCAUCGUGGAGCCCCCUGGGGCUGAGAACGGCAUCAUGCACAUCUCAGUGGGGAUCAGUGUGGUCUGGGCUGUCACCAAGGACCGGAAGGUGUGGUUCCGGAGAGGCGUCAACUCCCACAACCCCUGCGGCACCAGCUGGAUUGAGAUGGUUGGAGAAAUGGUGAUGGUGAACGUGGGCCUUGGAGACCAGGUGUGGGGCAUCUCCUGUGAGGACCGGGCCAUGUACUUCCGGCAGGGUGUCACCCCCAGUGAACUCAGCGGGAAGACCUGGAAGGCCAUUGUGGCCAGCCGGGAGUGUGACCGGUCCCACUCAGGCAGCUCAUCCAGUCUCCUCAGCGCCGGCUGCUUCUUCGGCGAGGAGGUCAGGGGUGGUGGGGAGUCCUCUGCCCCCAGCGACAGCGACGCCACCUCAGAAACGGACCGACCAGUCCCUGACCAGCCUCACCCUGCAGACUCUCUGGAAGGCACUGGAAGCUGCCAGGGCAGCUCGGCUGGGGGACCAGGGCCUGACUUGCCCACCACAGGGGCUGAGGAGGACUCAGGUGAGGGCUCUCGGCACAGCCCUGCGUCCUCCCCCGCUGAGCUGCCCUGGACCAACAUUGACCUCAAGGAGCCCAGGAGGGCACCCGGCCACUCGGCCCCCGGACCCCCCGAGCCCACAGGCCUCUCCUCCCUGGGGCUCCUGCCACUGGGCCUAGACGAGCCCUAUGUCACCGAUGACCACCCACUGUGGGCAUGGGUGUCCGGAGGAGGCUGCACCGUGGAGGCCCACGGGACCCUCAGAUGGUUCUCUGCCCAGCCAGGCCUGUCUCUGGCUGUGCAGACACUGGCGCCGCCGGUGACACCGGCUCAGACCGCUGCCUGGAGGAAGCAGAUCUUCCAGCAGCUCACAGAGAGGACCAAGCGUGAGCUGGAGAACUUCCGGCACUACGAACAGGCCGUGGAGCAGUCUGUGUGGGUGAAGACGGGCACGCUGCAGUGGUGGUGUGACUGGAAGCCCCACAAGUGGGUGGACGUGCGUGUGGCCCUGGAGCAGUUCACGGGGCAUGACGGCGUGCGUGACAGCAUCCUCUUCAUCUAUUACGUGGUCCACGAGGAGAAGAAGUACCUCCACCUGUUCCUCAACGAGGUGACAGUGCUGGUGCCCAUCCUGAAUGAAGCCAAGCACUCCUUCGCCCUGUACACUCCUGAGAGGACCCGGCAGAGGUGGCCCGCACGCCUGGCCGCUGCCACCGAGCAGGAAAUGAAUGACUGGCUGGCCCUGCUCAGCCUGUCAUGCUGUGAGAGCCGGAAGGUGCACGGCCGCCCCUCCCCCCAGGCCAUCUGGUCUGUCACUUGCAAGGGGGAUAUUUUCGUGAGUGAGCCCAGUCUGGACCUGGAGGCCCCUGAGCGCCCACUGCCCUGUGACCAGAUGUUCUGGCGGCAGAUGGGCGGUCAUCUGCGGGCGGUGGAGGCCAGCGGUCGAGGCGUGGUAUGGGGCCUGGGCUAUGACAACACUGCUUGGGUGUACACUGGUGGCUACGGCGGUGGCAGCUUCCAAGGCCUGACUGGCAGCACCAGCAACAUCUACCCGCAGUCGGACGUGAAGUGUGUCUGCAUCUAUGAGAACCAGCGCUGGAACCCUGUCACUGGCUACACCAGCAGGGGUCUGCCCACAGACCGGCACAUGUGGAGCGAUGCCUCUGGGCUGCAGGAGCGGACCAAGGCCAGCACCAAGCCGCCCUCACCGCAGUGGACAUGGGUCUCUGACUGGUAUGUGGAUUUCAGCGUUUCUGGGGGCACCGACCAGGAGGGAUGGCAGUAUGCCAGUGACUUUCCUGCCGCCUACCGGGGCUACAAGACCAUGAAGGACUUCGUCCGGAGGCGCUGCUGGGCCAGAAAAUGCAAGCUGGUUACCAGCGGGCCCUGGCUGGAGGUGGCUCCCAUCGCCCUGGGGGAUGUGUCCAUCAUCCCCGAGAGCCUGGGCGCCGAGGGCAGCAUUGCCCUGUGGGCCAUCAGCGACAAGGGGGACGUGCUGUGCCGCCUGGGCGUGUCUGAGCUCAACCCAGCGGGCUCCUCUUGGCUGCAUGUGGGCACCGACCAGCCCUUCACCUGUGUCUCUGUGGGCAGCUGCUACCAGGUGUGGGCCGUGGCCCGAGAUGGCUCUGCUUUCUAUCGGGGGGCCGUGUCCCCUUCCCAGCCAGCCGGUGACUGCUGGUACCAUAUCCCCUCCCCAACAAAACAGCGGCUGAAGCAGGUGUCGGUCGGGCAGACGGCCGUGUACGCCGUGGAUGAGAACGGGAACCUGUGGUACCGGCAGGGCAUCACCCCCAGCUACCCGCAGGGCUGCAGCUGGGAGCACGUCUCCAACAACGUGCGCAGGGUCUCCGUGGGGCCCCUGGACCAGGUCUGGGUCAUUGCCAACAAAGUCCAGGGGAGCCACAGCCUGAGUCGGGGGACAGUGUGUCACCGCACGGGGGUGCAGCCCCAGGAGCCCAUGGGGCAGGGUUGGGACUAUGGCAUCGGGGGUGGCUGGGACUACAUCUCCAUCCGGGCUAACGCCACCAGGGCCCCCAAGAGCGGGUGCCAGGAAGCCAGCGGGCCCCUGCAGGAGGUGGUCAGCGGCCCCGUGCGGUGCUGAGGGGCCAGCAUCAUCCAUAUUGUGAUGCAAGUGCCCAGAAUGUGAAGCUUUGGGGAAACCUUGUAGCCCCUCCCACCACCUACCCCAUCUCCAGGACCAGAACCAGGAAUGCCAUUCUGAGCCCAGACCCCCAUCCUGGGCAGCAAUCCCACCCCCCCGUGCCUCCUGCCCUCCGAAGAGAAGGACAGAGAGGUUGGAGUGGCCAGCGUCCCUCAGCACAGGACCUGCAAGGAGGGGGCCCUUCCUUCAGAGGUUGCAGGGAGGUGGCUGAGAGGGGAAGUGCUUGCUAGAGGGAGCGGGCAGUCCCCUCUCCAGGUGGGCGUGGCUCCUGACACGGAGCCCUGCACGGGUCCAGGGAGUCCCCAGGUCCCGGGGCAGCCACACGCAGGUCUUGGGGUGGCAGAGCUUUUCUGUGGAUCAUGAGGUGGAGUACCGGGUGAGGGCCAGCCUGGAUGACCAGGCAGCAGUCCAAGAUCCUGUGCUGGGGCUGAAGCCCCACAAGCCCCUGACAGAGCUGCAGGGCAUCAGAGGGCGCCCAUGGACAGCCUGCUUGGUGAGUCCCGAGCCAGCUUCCUACCUUGAUGUCUGGUCUGGAAAGCCAUGGGCUGCCAUGCCCACCUGGGACCCAGCACCCAUCUGCAUGCAGCCUCCCACGAGAGCAGGGCCGGCCCCACUUGGUUCAGUCUCACUGUCCAGUGAUGGGGAGCCACCUCCUGCAGGCACUGAGGGCACGGUGCAUUCUGGGGAGGUGGGUCCCGGGUGGGGUGGAUGGCACAGAGCUCGCAGACAAAUCAUGAAGGGUGGACCCUCCCUGUCUGUUUACACUUGAAAGUCAAGUCCCCUGCCCCCUCUCUGCGGGGGAGCGAGGGCAUUAGGGCUGCUUCCCACUAAGAGGACAUGUCACCCUGUGACUGCUGUUAGUUCCUGGGGGCACCCACGUCCCCACCCCUGCCAGCCUCCCAGGGCCACCCCACUUCCUCAGAUAAGUGUGCAAUGAAUGUCCAAUAAAAGGCACGCCAGCGUGCGAAAACCA
Molecule: messenger RNA, 4552 nt
Organism: Echinops telfairi (small Madagascar hedgehog)
Lineage: Eukaryota; Metazoa; Chordata; Mammalia; Afrosoricida; Tenrecidae
Gene: TECPR1
Product: tectonin beta-propeller repeat containing 1
Exons: 25
Coding region: 55-3519 (1154 amino acids)
Cellular component (GO): membrane
Source: RefSeq, a predicted model, not a curated record